GAGUUCGUUGAAAACUAUGAAGAAAGUUGAUUUUUUUAUGCUCCUGCUCUGCUUAAUCGCAGCGUCAUUUCUAGUGUCUGCUGAUCCACCAACAUGUCCUGCUGAUUUGGGUGGUAAGUGUAGUGAUUCUGAUGAUUGGCAAGGUGAUUUCUUCCCUGAAAUCCCCAAGAUUAAGUAUGAGGGACCUUCGAGUAAGAAUCCACUUGCUUACAGGUGGUAUAACGCUGAAGAAGAGAUUCUUGGGAAGAAAAUGAAGGAUUGGUUUAGAUUCAGUGUUGCGUUUUGGCAUACUUUCCGUGGGACUGGAGGUGAUCCAUUUGGUGCUGCUACAAAGUAUUGGCCUUGGGAAGAUGGUACUAACUCUGUGUCUAUGGCUAAGAGAAGAAUGAGAGCUAACUUUGAGUUCUUGAAGAAACUUGGAGUUGAUUGGUGGUGUUUCCAUGACAGAGACAUAGCACCUGAUGGUACUACACUUGAGGAAUCUAACAAAAACUUGGAUGAAGUUAUCGAACUAGCCAAAGAACUGCAAAAGGGAAGCAAGAUCAGACCAUUGUGGGGAACAGCUCAGCUUUUCUUGCAUCCUCGUUACAUGCACGGAGGAGCAACCAGCUCUGAGGUUGGAGUGUAUGCUUAUGCUGCUGCUCAGGUGAAGAAAGCCAUGGAGGUUACACAUUACUUAGGCGGUGAAAACUACGUUUUCUGGGGUGGUCGUGAAGGUUAUCAGACGCUUUUGAACACUGAUAUGGGAAGAGAGCUUGAUCAUCUGGCCAGGUUCUUUGAAGCUGCUGUUGCUUACAAGAAGAAGAUUGGAUUCAAAGGUACACUUUUAAUCGAGCCCAAGCCUCAAGAACCUACCAAGCACCAGUAUGACUGGGAUGCUGCAACAGCUGCCAAUUUCUUGAGGAAAUAUGGUCUUAUUGAUGAGUUUAAGCUCAACAUUGAGUGUAACCACGCCACGCUUUCUGGUCACACGUGUCAUCACGAGCUUGAAACUGCAAGACUUAAUGGUUUACUUGGCAACAUCGAUGCAAACACUGGCGAUGCUCAAACUGGAUGGGAUACAGAUCAAUUUCUUACAGAUGUUGGAGAAGCAACCAUGGUUAUGAUGAGUGUCAUCAAAAAUGGUGGGAUUGCUCCAGGAGGCUUCAACUUCGACGCCAAACUGCGAAGAGAGAGUACAGAUGUUGAAGACUUGUUCAUUGCUCAUAUUAGUGGAAUGGAUACAAUGGCUCGUGGACUGAGAAAUGCAGUCAAAAUCUUGGAGGAGGGAAGUCUAAACGAAUUGGUACGCAAGCGAUAUUCAACUUGGGACUCUGAGCUUGGGAAGCAAAUAGAAGAAGGAAAAGCCGAUUUCGAGUAUCUUGAGAAGAAGGCUAAAGAGUUUGGAGAACCAAAGGUUUCUUCUGCCAAACAGGAGCUCGCUGAGAUGAUCUUCCAAUCAGCAAUGUAAGAAGAAUAAGAAGGCUUUUUAUAUUUUAUUAAAAGCAUCGUCUUCUUUAGUUCUCUCGCAUCCUUGAGAAGUUUGAAAACCAAAAAAUAAGAUGAUUAGAGAGGUUGGUUUUAUUAUUUCAGUUGAUGUACUAUGCUUUAAUAUAAUUCACACUCUACU
Molecule: messenger RNA, 1609 nt
Organism: Arabidopsis arenosa
Lineage: Eukaryota; Viridiplantae; Streptophyta; Magnoliopsida; Brassicales; Brassicaceae
Source: the annotation of a GenBank genome assembly